UCAAGAAGAAAAAAAAAUUCAAACUUUCUUCUUCCAAAAUAUUUCCAAAUCGUUCCGUACACCUAAACACCAUAAUAAACUUCUUUCUCUCUCUCAUCAAAUCGACGGCGUACGGACACGGCGGAGAGAUGGCGGAGCUAAUGUCGGCGGAGAAGGGAAACUCCACCGCAACGAACGCACUCUUCUCUCCGUACAAGAUGGGCAGAUUCGAUCUCUCCCACAGGGUGGUGUUGGCGCCGAUGGUGAGGUGCAGGGCGCUGGGGGGCGUUCCGAACGCGGCGUUGGCUGAGUAUUACACCCAACGCGCCACUCCCGGCGGUUUCCUCAUUUCCGAAGGCGCCAUGAUCGCUCCUGGCGCUGUUGGAUUGCCGCAUAUUCCUGGAAUCUACAACGACGAACAAGUAGAGGCAUGGAAGAAGGUCGUGGACGCAGUUCAUCGCCAAGGAAGCGUCUUCUUUUGCCAACUAUGGCACGUUGGCCGAGCCUCUCAUCCAGUGUACCAACCCGGAGGAGGCGCGCCUAUCUCGUCCACCAACAAGGCGAUUUCAAAUAGGUGGACACCUCUCCUGCCUGACGGUUCGUACGGGAGUUACAAGGAACCUCGAGCUCUAGAAACUUCCGAGAUCCCUCGGGUCGUGGAGUGGUACCGCAGGGCGGCCAUUAACGCCAUCCGGGCGGGUUUCGACGGGGUCGAGAUCCACGCAGCUCAUGGUUAUCUCAUUGACCAGUUCUUGAAGGACGGUAUCAAUGAUCGAACCGAUGAAUACGGCGGCUCCAUUCCGAACCGUUGCAAAUUGUUGUUCCAGGUAGUUCAAGCAGUGGUUUCAGUCGUUGGAGUUGACCGAGUCGCGGUGAGGAUAUCUCCGGUUAUCGAUCAUAACGAUGCAUCCGAUAGCGAUCCACUAGCCCUCGGACUAGAAAUCGUCGAUCGGUUUAACAAGAUUCAAGAAAACAACGGGUCGAAGCUAGCUUAUCUACACGUGACGCAUCCCCGCUACCGUGCCUACCGGAAAAACAACUCCGAGAAGGAAGAUGAAGAAAAUGCCGAGGUGAUAAGGACGUUGAGGAAGAAGUAUAACGGUACUGUCAUGUACAGCGGAGGGUUCACCCGAGAAGUCGGCAUGGAAGCUAUUCGACAAGGCGAUGCGGACUUGAUCUCGUACGGAAGGAUGUUUAUCUCGAAUCCGGAUCUGGUUUCGCGGUUUAAGGUUAACGGAAAGCUGAAUAGGUAUGACCGGAAAACGUUUUACACCCACGACCCGAUCGUAGGCUAUACGGAUUAUCCGUCCCUCGGGAAGGAGACUGCGAACCAUCGGCCCUUAUCCCGACUCUGACGUUUUAGCGUCAUUUGAUAACCGUAAGAUUCAUUGAAUUGUUUCUCAGUGUACCCAUAUUUUGGAAUCCGCGUUGAGUUUCCGAAGGGGAGGGAUCUUUUACU
This is a messenger RNA of Tarenaya hassleriana, 1438 nucleotides long. RefSeq names its product 12-oxophytodienoate reductase 3-like. The record is from RefSeq and is a predicted model, not a curated record. Bases 129 to 1334 code for a protein of 401 amino acids. Gene Ontology annotation, molecular function: FMN binding; oxidoreductase activity. Lineage: Eukaryota; Viridiplantae; Streptophyta; Magnoliopsida; Brassicales; Cleomaceae. Gene Ontology annotation, cellular component: peroxisome. The transcript is spliced from 5 exons. Gene Ontology annotation, biological process: oxylipin biosynthetic process; jasmonic acid biosynthetic process.